This is a messenger RNA of Adelges cooleyi (spruce gall adelgid), 2088 nucleotides long. RefSeq names its product serine/threonine-protein kinase NIM1-like. Bases 330 to 1535 code for a protein of 401 amino acids. Gene Ontology annotation, cellular component: cytoplasm. Lineage: Eukaryota; Metazoa; Arthropoda; Insecta; Hemiptera; Adelgidae. Gene Ontology annotation, biological process: microtubule cytoskeleton organization; intracellular signal transduction; protein phosphorylation. The record is from RefSeq and is a predicted model, not a curated record. The transcript is spliced from 9 exons. Gene Ontology annotation, molecular function: protein serine/threonine kinase activity; tau-protein kinase activity; ATP binding.
CGUCCGGCCGCCGUCAACCGCAGAGCACUCGCCUUGUUAUACACCCAUGUGACAGGUGGUACGACGUGUAUGCGAAUUCCGUUUUGUUUAUUAUUAUUAAAAAAACCAAAAAAAAAAACAAUAGAACGACGUCUUGCGAAUAUAUUUUGAUAACGUUUACUUUUUUUUUUUUGAUAAUUCUGAUUUCCAAGACAUUUCGCGGUCACCACCGGGGCACGGGUUCGACGCCGUUACCGUACCGUAACAAUAGUCAUAGACGAGUACGUCACAGGCAAACCAUGAUAACCGACGUGGAGUAAAACAGUUCAAACGACCAUGUUGCAGCAGCGAUGACCUUGCACGAAUCUGUCGCCGACGAAAAGGCGUCGCCGACAAAGAUCACAGCCUACCGGAGAGCGAUCGACCACUUGGAGAACGACCGGAAAUGGCAGUCGGACAUGGCGGUGGGCAAGAGAAUAGGCCUGUACAAGCUGAGCGGCGAACUCGGCAAAGGCAAUUUCUCGCAAGUGAAAACCGGAUACCACGAGUUGACCAAAGAACGAGUGGCGGUAAAAAUCCUGGACAAAACCAAAUUGACGGCGAAAGCGAAGAAAAUGUUAUCCCGCGAAAUCUCCGUUAUGGAAUCAAUCCACCAUCAAAAUGUUAUUCGAUUGUUCGAAGUGAUCGAAACGUACACCAAGUACUAUUUGGUCAUGGAACACGCGGCCGCCGGAGAGUUGUUCAAAAGACUGAUCUCCGAGGGAAGAAUGCACGAAUCAGAGGCCAAAACGAUUUUUGCUCAGCUCGUCCUGGCCGUAAAACACUUGCAUGAUCGGAGUAUCGUCCACCGAGACAUUAAAGCGGAAAAUGUGUUUUUGAGUUCCAGAGGCGUCGCAAAACUAGGAGACUUCGGUUUUAGUAUCACCGUUUCGAGCGAUGAGAAAUUGGAGACGUUUUGUGGAUCUCCGCCUUACGCGGCACCAGAAUUGUUCCUAGACCAACGUUAUGUGGGUCGUCCGGUAGACGUGUGGUCGUUAGGAGUACUGUUGUAUUUUAUGACUACAGCUACAAUGCCAUUCCUAGGGGACAACAUGGCCAGCCUCCGGCAGUCCAUAUUGGCGGGAAGAAUGACCACCCCCGCGUGGAUGUCGCAGCCAUUACGAUUGCUCAUAGAAUCUAUGCUUAACACGUCGUCGGACGGCCGCAUCAAGGUCGACCAAGUGCUCAAGUCCGAAUGGCUGAAGGAAGCGUCGGCGUACCAGAACCGGUUCAACAACAAUUCGGUGUACGGCCACUGGUGCGCCUACCCGACGGCGGAUUGCUCGGAAGCCACCGACACCGAGCUGAACGCCAGGCGGGCCCUGGAAGCGCUGGGCAUCGGCAAGGCCAUGCUGGACGAACACGGUCCCAGGGGAUCCAGGAGCAACGUCGUGGCCACCUACAGGAUAGCCGUGCACAGGCUGUUGCAGCAGCGCCGGCUCAUGGUGCAAACACCGGCCGCGCCCGUUGCCAAACCGUUGAAGAAGACCAAAUCCAGAUUGUGCGCCAUAACGUAGGCAAAGGCGAGACACGGACGUUCCCUCGGGAACGGCGCAUCAUCAUCACCACCGUGUUUCCGGUUUCCAAGGAUCGAGCGAGUGAAACGGAUUUCUUGUACAAUAAAAUAACCAAUGCCGCCGGGCCCUACCGCAUGAUAAGGUCCUGCGAACCACAUCUUCUCACUUACGGGUGUCACUGUUUUACGAAAGCCCUAAAUCGUUUUUAUAUCGUACGUGUUAACUAUAUAUAUAUAUAUGUUAUGUAAUUGUGUAAGCGUUAAUAUACUCAUUAGAUUUAUCGAAAGCUAUCUCAAACUCGCCUGUUAUUAUUACAGUGUACCUACAAUGUUUCUCUAGCUCUGUUGUUAUUAUAGCUGUUUUCUAAAUAUUACCAAACUAUUAUUGUGUAACUGUUAUGUUUAUUUUUAAGCCUUGUGAUUUUUUUUUUUCGUGCGUGACUGUAAAUGUUAAACUUUUUAUGAAGUUAUAAAUAGAGCUUGGGUUUUACAAGCGAGUAUUAAGCGUAACUUGAUUUUUUUUUUUUUAUUGAAGCGCAACCCCCCCCCCAAAA